Mycotypha africana is the source of this 815-nucleotide messenger RNA. RefSeq lists its product as uncharacterized. NCBI's taxonomy places the organism in Eukaryota, Fungi, Mucoromycota, Mucoromycetes, Mucorales, Mycotyphaceae. The annotation marks the transcript as partial. The record is from RefSeq and is a predicted model, not a curated record. The transcript has a single exon.
AACACAAGUGUGCUCUUUCGCAAUCUGAUUCGAUUUGAUGGCUUCACUGUAGACUUUUUAUUUAGUCGUAAGAAGAAACCAAAACAAGACGCCAUCAUUGAUCAUCAUGACUUGACGUUGGAAAACUUCUCAUAUGAAGAGAUCACAGCAAACUACAGACCCGCAUUUGUUGAUCCUGGUCGAAAGACCGUAUUUACAGCAGCGAUCGGGUUAGAAACAGAAAGACAUGAGAUACGACGCUGCUCAACAAAAGAAUAUUACCACAUGACGGGUAGUACUCGUAUCAAUACAGAAUUAGAAAGGAAAAAAGCCAAUUGUACGAUAAAAGAUAUAGAAAGCAAUAUAUCGAGUUGCAAAACAGGCUCGCCUGAACAGUAUAAAAAAUAUACUACUUAUAUACUGCAACAUUUAGGCACUCUGUUCUCAUUCUACGGGUCUGAUAUGGGUGAAACAAGAUUCCGUCUGUAUCAAGGGCAGCAAGCGUGCUGCAGAUACAAUGUCGAACAUGCUUGUUAAUGGAGGUGUCAAAUACGACAAAGAAUUACGGAAAAAGAGAAGGGAAGAACAGAUAAAAUGGCCAAAGAAGAAGGGCAAACCUAAACUUAGUAAAACAAGAAAGAAAAAAAGAAACCGAAAGAGAAAGAGAAGCAGGAAGAAGAAGAGAAAGAGGAAGAUAACCACGUUCAGUAAGUCUUGUAGCGAUCAACUGUCAACUGAAUUUGUGUAUACUCACUCUAGUAUCUUUCUUCUAGAAGACGAUGGACCCUUGAGAAAUUCAGGUUGAGUGAUAGCAAAAAAGUUCCUCUGAUUGUAUU